Etheostoma spectabile (orangethroat darter) is the source of this 1577-nucleotide messenger RNA. It is a transcript of the gene fam89b, whose product is annotated as family with sequence similarity 89 member B. The transcript has 3 exons. Bases 322 to 834 code for a protein of 170 amino acids. Lineage: Eukaryota; Metazoa; Chordata; Actinopteri; Perciformes; Percidae. The record is from RefSeq and is a predicted model, not a curated record.
AACAAACAACUAACAGUCGCCCUUUCUCCCCAAACGCAGACCGUACCGGGGCGUGGCGCGGUCACUGCCGGGCGGAGCCGGGGCUGUCUGUGUCGGUGAACUCGACCACACAAAGCAGAGGAAACAAAACAAAGCCAGGAAGCCUGGCAAUAACUCGGAAUUCACAGCUUCUACUCUAGAUUUUGCUUUAGCCUUUGAAAAGCCCGUUUCCAAUACUUGGGACACCGCUGCUGCUGGGAGAGAGGACAAUAGCACCUCUGGGUGAUCAAAGUGUGGCGUAACGUCUCCUGCUGAGUCAGCUGUGUGCUGUGCAGCGUCCUGAUGAACGGGGGUCGGCGCAGCGCGGCGGACUGUCCGGUGGGCGGUGUCUUCUCGGCGGAUGGGCUGCCGCCGCUGCCCAGAGGCCUGAGCGGCAUCCUGAACUCCAGCGGCGGGUCGUGGAGGGACAUCGAGAAGGUGCACAGCAAGAGAGCGCGCAUACAGGCCGACAUCAGCCGGGGUGGCGGGGACGCGCCGCGCGGUCACGGCAAACCGGGCGGACUGGGCGCUGCUCUGGCUCUGCUGCGGAAAGAGAUAGUGGGGCUGCGUCAGCUCGACAUGUCUCUGCUUUGCCAGCUGUGGUCUCUCCAUGAGUCCAUCCAGGAGUACAAGGGCUCCUCGCUGCUGUCCGAGGCCUCGCUCAGUGCUGAUAAUGGAUCCUCUGAGGAGGAGGAGGAGGAUCAGGGGGAGACAGGAGUUCUCUCACUGCCUCUGUCCUCUUCGUCCUUGUCUCUGCCUCCACCCAACAGCAACUCCAGGGACCAGUGGAUCAAAGACUCUUUUCAUAUCCCCUGAUGACGAUACACACAAGCUCCAUGCACUAUGCACUGUGGAGACACCUUAACUGUUUUCUUGAAUUUCAUGUCUAUUUCUAAACCUUUAGGCCCUAUUUACACUACUUUUUUGCCAUACAUGUCUUAUCCAGCUUGUUUUUCUGGCUGUGGGUCGAUUUCUUUAUUUUUAUUGUUUUAUUUUUUAUAUACAGCAAAUCAAUAUCUCAGGGUAUGAGUAAUACAUAGUGUUGAAUAACUGUUUAUUAGCUUCUAAUCUCGCACUACCUGUGUCCUUAAUUUUCCAUUGGUUGUAUAUCUCAUCAGAAAUAACGCCAACUCGAAGAGGGGAAAAAAAUCAAGACCGAUAAGUAAGAACAGAUGUUAACAGCUUUUUACUCUCUUUUUUUUUAAUCAUCUUUGUGCUACUACAAGCUGCUUUCUUGUUAUCAAUAGAUUUAUGUUGAAUAUUUUGAUAAUUAGUGUAUAAUCAGGUAUUUCCUCUUUUGAUACAUCUAAUCCCUGUUUGUAGGUUCUUGAUAAUUCCAAACAUUUCAGACUCCUCGCUCUGUAAAUCGAGCAGGAUAAACUUUCUGACAUAUUCAGCAUGACAUAUUCUGCCAUUUAGUGUCUUGACUGAAGAACAGAAAUCAGCUGUCAAUCAAUAAUCUGUGUUCUCUUUCGCUGUAUGAGCAUUUGACACAGUAUACACACUUCUUACCCAAAUAUAAAGAGCAAUUAUUUUGCAAAUGGAAAUUUUUGAAGAUC